AUGUCAUUUACACAGUUUGGCUACUCAUGCCCAGCAACAUCCCAGCUCUUAAUGUCCUCUAAUGCUCUGAGCACCUGCUAUGAGUCCAGUUGUGGUCUGUUGGACUCUGGAGUGGUGACUUCUCUUCAAAACUCCCUUAAUUGUCCAGUUUAUGAUAGUAGACUUGUGGCCUCUGGCCAGUGUGACAUGACCUCUAUCUAUGGCAACACCUGUUCAAAGAUCCACGGUUAUGAGACAUGCAGAACUUAUGGGCCUGAUUCAACUGCACUCUAUCCUCUGAGCAAAGAUGGGUCAGCGAUGGGACAUUCAAGAGUUACCCAAAGCUCUGCUAACUACGAACAUCCAAUUGGACAGUACCAAUAUAACAGAUAUGGAUAUGGAUCAGUAGAUGUGGGUACAAGGAGAAAAAACGCUACUAGAGAAACCACAAGCACACUAAAGGCAUGGCUGCAGGAACAUAAAAAGAACCCGUACCCCACCAAGGGUGAGAAGAUCAUGCUGGCCAUCAUCACUAAGAUGACCCUUACACAGGUGUCCACCUGGUUCGCCAACGCGCGCCGGAGACUCAAGAAGGAGAAUAAGAUGACAUGGUCUCCGCGCAACAAGACCUCAGAAGAGAAAGAGUUCGAUGACGACCAGGAAAAUAUUGACGAGUCACAGGGGGAGCCAAUAAAAACCGAACGGGUGCUCAAUGACAACCAUGGAAUGGAUGAUACAGAUCAACAUCAUAGCGAUCUGGAAGAUUUCGAUCUUGUGGAAUCAGACGGCUCGGAGUGCGAAUUGAAACCAUCGUUUGUCAUGAACGUUCACUCCAAGGCCCCACAAUGUCCAAAUAACAGCUUUACAGAGCCUUUCCAUGAAACCAUUGCUGAACUUUCAAGUGGUGUCCAUGAAUUCAGCGAAGACCGCCUGAGACCAACUACUGAAAACAACCAAAUGGCAAAGUUGUACCUUCAGCGAGACCAAAACACCCUUGAGACCAAACCAAAAAUCUGGUCGCUGGCACAGACUGUUACUUCCUUAAACCAAGCUGAUUACUCAUCAUGUAUGCACAAAGAUCACGGGACGUCUUGCUCUACAAACACAGACUCAGACAUAACAAAGAGGCAAAAAGAGUCUCCAGUUGCCACUCUGAGAAACUGGGUUGACGGCGUCUUUCACGAUCCUUUAUUUCGGCACACCCACUUAAACCAAACUUGUAGCAACUCCACAGAGUUAUGGACUGACGCCAUUUCCUCACUGAAUAACUACCAUGAACACUCAGGGCCUAUUACUUCCUCUCAGAACAGUUAA
Xyrauchen texanus (razorback sucker) is the source of this 1293-nucleotide messenger RNA. Its product is annotated as iroquois-class homeodomain protein irx-4-A-like. Lineage: Eukaryota; Metazoa; Chordata; Actinopteri; Cypriniformes; Catostomidae. Gene Ontology annotation, cellular component: nucleus. Bases 1 to 1293 code for a protein of 430 amino acids. The transcript is spliced from 5 exons. Gene Ontology annotation, biological process: regulation of transcription by RNA polymerase II; neuron differentiation; cell development. The record is from RefSeq and is a predicted model, not a curated record. Gene Ontology annotation, molecular function: RNA polymerase II cis-regulatory region sequence-specific DNA binding; DNA-binding transcription factor activity, RNA polymerase II-specific.